GGCGGCCAGGCAAAGUGUGCGAACCACGAAGCGUAGCCCAGACGUCUGGCACGAGACGCAAGAAACGUGUUAGAAGCCCAACUCCCUUUUCGCCGUGUGUACUCUACUCUCGCCGUCCUUCCAUGCCUUUAAAAAUUCAAACCCCAAACUCUCCUCUCUGCAUCACCCUUCGCUUUCCUCUCUCCGUUCCUUUAUUAUUUUUUUAAUUUUAAUUAGAGAGUAUUCAUCUGCUUGGUUCGAAUCUAAUAAUCUUGAGGAAAAAAAAAAUGCAAUGCUGGUGGCAUAAAGUGAGACGUGUUUGGAUAGCCGUCUCUGCUGGAAUCAGGCGUCGUAAAACGAGGGCGGAAAGGCAUGCUGGGUGCUUGGGAGCGGCUGGGCUACUGAAUCUUCGGGACGACGUCAGAAGUUGUGGAUACGGAGAUGUACAGGUGAUGUGGAACAUGUUGAGUUUGUCGUCGGAGCUGGAGAAGAGUGGCCGUGUGCCGGUGGCUCACGGGCGUCGGCGUUCUAGAUCUUACAGUAAGCAGCGGUCUUCUUCAUCGUCGUGGAGGGUUCUGAUCUGGUCACGGUGUCCAGGUCGUCGAAGGGCGGCUGCCUCUUCGCUCCGUGAAAUUAAAUCACGAUGGCGACGUGCUUCUUAGAUUUCACACAGAAUGUGGACUGUUAGUAAAAAAAAAAAAAAAAGGAAUACAAUCUGUGAAUAAAUUUUGUGUUUUAUCUGCUCACUAUUCUCUCUCCCCUAUUGUACAGAGUUAGUGUAAUCAAUUUUACAAUUAUAUCUUCUAUAUUAUCCCA
Messenger RNA from Malania oleifera, 795 nucleotides. RefSeq lists its product as uncharacterized. NCBI's taxonomy places the organism in Eukaryota, Viridiplantae, Streptophyta, Magnoliopsida, Santalales, Ximeniaceae. Bases 267 to 641 code for a protein of 124 amino acids. The record is from RefSeq and is a predicted model, not a curated record. The transcript has a single exon.